UUUAGUCUGGGUUUUUAGAGGAAGAAAAGUGCUUUUUUUCUCUCCUCACUGGUUGCUCGCUCCAUGGGCAGCGCGGCAGCACCCCCCACUCGUGUCGCAGCUGGGGGCUUGGAGGGUCGGUCACAGCGGGGAUUUUUGGAGCUCUCGGUGUCGCGGCAGUGCCAGGUUUAAAGUGCCGGUGCUUGGGACAAACCGGGAUGUGAGCAGACGGCAUCUCCCCGUCCUCGCAGGUAGGAAAACUGAGCGGCUGCUGAGUGAGGAUCCCGAGGCCGCACAGGAAACCUGCGGCGGAGACUAAACCCCAGAUUUCCCGUUCGGCGCUUUUCGUGCCUGGCUGGGAUAGUGGUUUAACCUCACACUGCCGGGGUAAAGUCCUGCCGGGGCUGUGCCAGCUCCCAGCCAGAGCUCCUGCGGUGCAGCCGGGCGAGUGGCCAGGUGCCAGCAGACCGAGGCCUCUCCGCUGCGAGAGGGGGAUUUGGAGAGCAGGGAUGUCCCUGUGGAUGGGAUGUGUGUCCAAGGUGGAGACUGGCUGUGUGCUGCUCGGGUGUCACGUUGGCUUAGCAAGCUGGCCUGUGUGAGAAGUGGCCCUGUCCUGCUGCUCGGGGCACACUGUGUGCACCCUCCAGUCUCAGACAAUGUGGGUUUUCAAAGGAGUUCUCUGCCUUUCUGAUUAUGAUGGGAAACUUUUGGUGAAGAGCCCUGAGUCCUGGUGCUGCUGAGGCAACUGCAGGCACUUUAAAGAUGUGGGUGAGCACAGAGGAGGGGCAGGAGAACGACAGGCUCAGGACGUGGUCUCUGGUGCAGGUCCAGUGGCAAAUAUGAGCAUUUGUCAGCAACUCCUCGGGACAUCAUGAGUUUGCUGGAAUCUGGACAACAGAGCCCUUGCAAUAGCGCUUUCUAAAUUUGAAUUUGAUUUAAAUGAAGGAAAAAUAGUCCUCUGGAUCAAUUGUAGCGAUGGCUAGCAAAAGGAAAUCCACAACACCCUGCAUGAUACCAGUAAAAACGCUGGUGCUUCAGGAGACCGAACAGGAUGCUGGAGAAGAUGAUCAUGAAGGAACACAACCAGAGGCUCCUGCAGAAGGACCAGCAGCGAGCGAUGCUGGGGCCAGCAAUAAUAAUAAUAAUACUACUGGAGCUUUGUCCAACGGGCACCGCGGCAUCGCCGACAGUGACACUUUUAUCUGCAAGCCUUGUGACUUUGGGUCUCAAGACCUUCAGCAGUUCUUUGGGCACUUGGACUCUGAGCACUCGGACUUUGGCAAAGACCCCGCGUUCGCCUGUGUAGGGUGCAGCUUCCUGGCCAACAGCCACGAAGGGCUCUCGCACCACAACGCAGAGUCGCACGCCGGCGAGACCAGCUUUGUCUGGAGGCUGGUGAAGCAGGACAGUCGUACAACUGUGGAGCAAAGUCUGGAGGCCACCAGCAGCCAUGACCUGCCAGGAGAGGUCCCUGAGGAAGGGGCAGAUGGCCAGUCUGAAAUUAUCAUUACCAAAACGCCUAUCAUGAAGAUAAUGAAGGGUAAACCCGAGGCCAAAAAAAUCCACACGCUGAAGGAGAAUGUGUCAAGUCAGUUGGGCGGUGAGUCAGAGGUGAAGGAUGGAGAGCAUUCAUUCCCAAAUGGGUCCGUGCCAGUCAGCCAGCCCGCUGCAAGCUCAACAAAGUCAUCCCACAUAGUGAAUGGCUCCAUCAUAGGAAACGUGCCUGUUCUGCAGGCGGGUGUUGCACAGCUUGUGUCGCUGCAGCAGCAGCCCCCGCUGCAUCAGCAGCUCCCUACAUCCAAGUCCCUUCCCAAGGUGAUGAUCCCGCUGAGCAGCAUUCCCACGUACAAUGCCGCCAUGGACUCCAACAGCUUCCUGAAAAACUCUUUCAACAAGUUCCCCUACCCCACCAAAGCUGAGCUCUGCUACUUGACCGUGGUGACCAAGUACCCAGAAGAGCAGCUGAAGAUCUGGUUCACUGCCCAGAGGCUGAAGCAGGGCAUCAGCUGGUCACCAGAGGAAAUUGAAGAUGCCAGGAAGAAGAUGUUCAACACUGUUAUUCAGUCUGUGCCACAACCCACCAUUACAGUGUUGAACACGCCCCUGGUUGCAAAUCCUGGGACUGUUCCCCACCUCAUCCAGGCAACUUUGCCAGGCCACGUGGUGGGACAGCCAGAGGGGACAGGGGGGCUACUGGUCACACAGCCUAUCAUGGCAAACGGGUUGAAGGGCACCAGCUCCUCCUUCACCUUGGCAGUGACUUCUGUCCCCAAGCCGCAGCCGGCGGGGCAGCACAGCACCGUGAGCUCCAGCAACACAUCGGGGGUCAAGGUGGUCAACAGCGGCCAGUCCCUGCUCACCGCCUGCCCUGCCAUCUCCUCGCAGACCUUCCUGGAUCCCAACGUCUACAAAAACAAGAAAUCCCACGAGCAGCUCUCAGCCCUCAAAGGCAGCUUCUGCAGAAACCAGUUCCCCGGUCAGGCCGAAGUCGAGCGGCUGACAAAGAUCACGGGCUUGUCCACCAAGGAGAUCCGGAAAUGGUUCAGCGACAGGAGGUACCACUACAGGAACGUGAGAGGCGGCCGGGCCGUGUUCCCUGGAGACAGUGCUCUCGAUUCCCUGCCCGAAAUCCCUUUCGACGUGCCAGCCAGAGGGGCUGAGCUGAGCCCUGCAGCAGCAGCGGCCCCCCAGCACCCGGCACGGCGGCAGUCUUGGCACCAGGCACCCGACUUCACCCCCACCAAGUACAAGGAGCGAGCGCCCGAGCAGCUCAAGGCCCUGGAGAGCAGCUUUGCCCAAAAUCCCCUUCCUGCCGAGGAAGAGGUGAACCGCCUGCGGGGGGAAACGAAGAUGACGCGGAGGGAGAUCGACAGCUGGUUCUCAGAGAGAAGGAAGAAGAAGGUGGCGGAGGAGAAUAAGAAAGUGGAGGAGGUGGCUCAGCAGGAGGAGGAGGAGGCAGAGAAUGGCGGCGGGGAAGGGGAAGACUCCUCAGAUGAGCAGAGGGCCACGAGUGAAAACGGCUCAGUCGACGCCUCCGGCACCAACCUGAACUCGGCGGAGCGGAAGGUGAGUCCCAUCAAAAUCAACCUGAAAAACCUGCGAGUGACCGAGUCCAACGGCAAAAACGAGGUACCGGGGACCGGCGCAAAUGAGAAGGGGGACGGCAGCUCCAGCCGGCCGCCCACCCCUCCCAAAACCAAACUGAACUUCAAAAAAACGGCCCAGCAGCGGCAUCUGCUGAAGCAAAUGUUCGUGCAGACCCAGCGCCCCACGAACCAGGAGUAUGACGCCAUCGUGUCCCAGACGGGCCUGCCGCGGGCCGAGGUCAUUCGCUGGUUCGGGGACAGCCGCUAUGGCUACAAGAACGGGCAGCUGAAGUGGUAUGAGAACUACCGGCGGGGGGUCUUCCCCCCGGGGCUGGUGGAGGUCGGCGCCGCCGGCCGGGAGGUGCUGGAGGACUACUACGAGAAGCACAAGGGGCUGCGGGAGGAGGACGUGCCCGGCCUGUGCGAGCGCCCCCGCCUCGGCGCCCAGCAGCUCAAGGUGUGGUUUGCGGUGAAGGCGGAGGGGCAGGGCAGGGGCUCCGGGCCCGAGGCGGCCGGCAGCCGGAAAGGGCCGUCGGAGAGCAGCGAGGCCUGGGAGCCGGGCGGCCCGGAGGGCAGCGCCGCCACCCCCGACGCCCCCGGGCCGCCGCCUGCCGCAGGGCUGGAAACAGACUGAACUCAAACCACCAGCCCUGGAGGAUCCUCUCUUACCCUUGAGAAGAAAUUAGUGAUCUUUAAGAAGCCCAUGGGCCGGCCUGACCCAAGCCUGAGGAGCAGGACGUGGUGACGAAGCACUGCCAUCCAUGAGACCUUUGAGCACAGCACACAAGGCAGCACCUGCACAAGCUGGGCCCUCGAUGCUGAGCUCUCAGUGGCCCAGCUGGGAAGGCUGGGAGCUGGCUGAGGCAGGGGCUUAGCUCACACCCAGGAAAUAGGAUGCUCCUGUUUGCUUUCCAGUGACAGACUUUCAGAUUUCAUAUUCAUAUACCGAUGCCUACAGCUGCCUAUACAAGCAUAACAAAUCUCAGACAUUGUGUAAACAAGGUCAUUGCUUAGAUAUGGACUAUCAUGGCAUAGUAGUUGUUUCUUUUUUCUUUUUUUGUUUUUCCAUCUGUCCAUUAAGGUGUUUGUUCUCUAAAGGUUGUCAUGGCUGCAUAUAUCCUUUUCUGGUCCCUAAGCCCUGGCAGUGAAGGGCUUUGUGGGCACACAAGUGUGAGUGUAUUAUGAAAGGGAAGGGAUUUGAGAAGAAAACUGCCAGUCUUGAAUUUGAGUGAGAUUCUCAUCCCUCCAGAUAAGGUUAGAGUGAGCAUUGCAUAUUCUCUGAUAAGCAGCAGGUUCCCAGAUCUGGGCAGCCUAGCAGAUGGAGUUUGGUGUAAUUUGUCCCUUGCUGGCUAGAACACUUUCCCUUGUGCUCCUGGAGACUGACUGUAACAGGCUGUUAAAUCUCCAAGUCUCUCUUUAAUCUCUGAGAACUAGAACAUAAUAAUUUUUGCAUCCUGACCUGGAAUCCCUUUCUUUGUUUGGAGAGAACAGUCUAUUCUUCAGAGAACAAAUGCAGAGAGUCACAGUGUGGCUGUGAGUGGUUCAAGUCAUUGUCUCCAAGGCAGUGGCUCUGCUGCCAUUGGGAAGUUUCCUUCUUUCAGCCCUACGUGGCAGAUCCUCCUGCAGCACCACUGGUGAUUUCAAGUGUUUGUUCCAGUCCUUUUUGUUGUUUUUUUUUUUAAUUAUUUUCCCCCUUUUUUUCCCCCAGGCCAUGUGCAAUAUUUCUGGCAAAAGAGCAAAAUAAAUUUCCCAGUUAUCCUGCCUGCUGCCUGGUACCUGUACAUUUUUAAUGUGUGCUGUCUUGGAUGGUUGCUAUGUGAUGCAACUGAUUGAACAUUUUUGCUUUAAAUAUUCUUUUCUAAUACAAAACAAAGUAGAAGUCAAGAAGCUCUUGAGCUGAAUAGUCCAGCCAAAUGUUGUGUCAGAUCAUUCUGUCACAAGCUAAUCAAAUCCCAACUCCAAAUUGGUUCCAUGUUUUGCCUUCACUUUUGCUCUUGGAAGGCUAUUCCAGAAAUUGACUGCCUUUGAGUGGUUAGAAACUGUAUUUAAAUUUCUAGUUUGAAUUAAUUCAUGGCUGGUUCAUUCCUGGUUUGUUUUGGAGCCAACAUUGUCUUUUAACUUAAAUAGUUUUUGGUGUUUGUCUGCUGAUGUAUUUAUGGAGAGCAGUCAUAGCUCCUUAUUUUUUUGCCAAACCGACUUAGCCAAGAUUUUUCAGUAGAAGAUUUUUAUUUAGUGAGAGCUUUUUAAUGUGGGAGACUUUAUUGUUGGUGGUAAAUUAUAUUUAUUAGGAGGGUGGGUAGCAAACCCCAAAGGAUCGGCUCCAGAGAUUUACAAAAAAUCUGGUUUAAAAACAAAAGGCUCUUUCAGAACCUCUUCCAAAGAUGGUGUCUGAUUUCUACCUUUGAUUGCCCUUGCUUGUGCAAUUCUUUCUUCUCCCCCUCUUGGCGAGGCUGCCUUGUCCAGCUGCUGGAAGGGGCUGUGGCUGUUGAGUGCUUUGGCAGAGGCUUCCCCUCAUCUGGUGG
Ficedula albicollis (Collared flycatcher) is the source of this 5587-nucleotide messenger RNA. RefSeq names its product zinc fingers and homeoboxes 3 (gene ZHX3). The transcript is spliced from 5 exons. Bases 955 to 3699 code for a protein of 914 amino acids. Lineage: Eukaryota; Metazoa; Chordata; Aves; Passeriformes; Muscicapidae. Gene Ontology annotation, molecular function: DNA binding; DNA-binding transcription factor activity, RNA polymerase II-specific. Gene Ontology annotation, biological process: regulation of transcription by RNA polymerase II. Gene Ontology annotation, cellular component: nucleus. The record is from RefSeq and is a predicted model, not a curated record.